This is a messenger RNA of Penicillium brevicompactum, 1170 nucleotides long. RefSeq names its product SGNH/GDSL hydrolase family protein. Gene Ontology annotation, molecular function: hydrolase activity, acting on ester bonds. NCBI's taxonomy places the organism in Eukaryota, Fungi, Ascomycota, Eurotiomycetes, Eurotiales, Aspergillaceae. The record is from RefSeq and is a predicted model, not a curated record. Bases 1 to 1170 code for a protein of 389 amino acids. The transcript has 4 exons.
AUGCCUCAACUAGUGGAGCCUGCCAAUCUCCCACCAGCUCCAUUUAAUGGUUCGGAUUCAGUAUUUAGAAAUGCCACUAUUCGACAAACCAUCCAAGUCUCUCUAAGAGCGGAUAAGAUUCGCAUUCGCCUGUCCAAUGUAUUCGGCACAAAUGAACUUGCCAUCACCAAAGUGACUGUGAGUAUACCAGCGACGCCAGAGGUCGGUGUGAGUGCAGCACAGGACGGGUCUAUGAGAACCCUAUCCUUUGACGGAAGCGAAAAUAUCGCAAUCCCAAUUGGAGCACUGGCUGUCUCCGAUCCAAUCAACCUUUCCAUCAAGGCAGGCUCACCACUUAUGAUCAGCAUUUACCUCGAAGACGGACAAAGUGGCUUCUCAAUCACCGGCCAUCCGGGGAGCAGAACGACUUCCUACCUUGCAUUCGGAAACUGGGUUGAUGCGCAGAACAUUACGGACCCAUCAGUCCAAAGCACAGAUCAUUGGUAUUUCAUCAGCGGUGUAGAAGCCCUGCUGCCUACUCACUUCAAAAGCUUUGCCAUCAUCGGCGACAGCAUUACCGAUGGAAGAGGAAGCACAACCAACGCAAACAAUCGUUGGCCUGAUUUACUACUGGCCAGAAUGCAGAAGCACAACUCGACUUCGAACAUAGCCAUCCUCAACCAAGCAGCUGGUGGGAACCGUAUACUCCAAGACGGUCUCGGACCGAGCGUGGUGAGCCGUCUCGAUAGAGAUGUGCUAGCACAGUCUGGGAUUGAGGUUGCAAUGAUAUUUGAAGGCGUCAACGAUAUCGGCGUCGCUGAUGCAGAUACCACGUCGCAAGCAGAGAUCGAACGUCGUCUGAUUUCAGCUUAUAAGCAAAUCGCAACGCGAGUUCAUGCGCUGGGGAUUCCGUUCUUUGGUGCAACGAUUACCCCGUUCGGAUCAUCGGCCACAUCUGAUUAUCUCCAGCCUUAUUCUGGCGUUUUUCGUGAGAGGACCCGUCAGAAUGUUAAUGCAUUUAUUCGGGAGAGUGGUGUUUUCGACGCUGUCUUGGACUUUGAUCGCGUGUUGAGAGACCCUCAAGCUCCUGAUCAGCUGUUGGAACAAUAUGACUCGGGUGAUCAUCUUCAUCCCAAUGUCGCGGGGUAUCAGGCUCUGGCAGACUGCUUUCCAUUGGAGGUGUUUGCUUAG